Molecule: messenger RNA, 1828 nt
Organism: Histoplasma capsulatum G186AR
Lineage: Eukaryota; Fungi; Ascomycota; Eurotiomycetes; Onygenales; Ajellomycetaceae
Product: DNA/pantothenate metabolism flavoprotein
Exons: 1
Coding region: 439-1701 (420 amino acids)
Biological process (GO): coenzyme A biosynthetic process
Cellular component (GO): cytoplasm; nucleus
Molecular function (GO): phosphopantothenate--cysteine ligase activity
Source: RefSeq, a predicted model, not a curated record
CCACAACAUAACAACAGAACAGAACACACGGACUGCGAAUCUAGUUGCACCGGUCGUAUUGGACCUGAAGCCAUUCAAUUGAGCUCGGUACCAGGCUAUUCCGGCGUCGCCCCACCGUGCCCCUCCUUUAGGAUCCCAGGAGGGUGGAAUCGGGCGAGCUACAUUACAGAACGUUUAUCCAUGUUACUCUUCGAAAGAAAGGCAAUUCUCAACUCAAUUCUCAAGGAAAAACAAGGACUGUCAGGGUUUUUGGAUUGAGAUUGCGGUCAACUGAAGGGUGGUUGCAAGGUUUCUGCUGAGCUGAUUGAACGCAAGGCCUGCUAAGGAUACUGACUGGUACGAGUAUAUAAUUUUACUUCGUUGUUCGAUUUUCCCGCAAGUGCAUUGCGAAAUCAACCCAUUGGUCGCUCUUCCCACCAUUCCUCCAACUCUGCGGAAAUGGCGCUCCCGAGUGCCAAAGUAGAAAACGUCCCACCUACGCUCGCGCCGGAGCCUGAUUAUUUCAAAACCAAUCCUCCGCCUCGGGACCUCGAAGCGCACGCGGCCCAGGUCCAAGAAUUUGUAGAUCUCCAUCUAGCUGCAAGCAGACGGGUGGUCCUCGUCACCUCCGGUGGGACCACCGUGCCCCUCGAAACCCAAACGGUGCGGUUCAUCGACAAUUUCUCCGCAGGCACACGAGGGGCCACAUCAGCCGAAUACUUCCUCCAAGAAGGCUACGCGGUGAUAUUCCUGCAUCGCCAAUUCAGCCUGCUUCCGUACUCGCGACACUAUAGCCACUCGACCAAUUGUUUUCUAGAUUUCAUGGACGAAGCCGCCGUGCCACCCUUGUCAUCUCCAGGCUACGAUGAAAAUAACCCAGACCACGGCGCGAUUGUAGUCCGCCCAGAGUACCAGGAUGAAAUGCGCAAAGUACUCCGCCAGUACCGCUACGCGAAACAGAACCAACUCCUCCUACUCAUCCCCUUUGUGACAGUGACGGAGUAUCUGUACGAGUUACGCUCACUAGCGACAAUCAUGCGACCCCUGGGCGCCAAUGCGCUCUUCUACCUCGCCGCGGCGGUUUCAGACUUCUUCAUCCCCCGCGAUCGCAUGGUCGAGCACAAGAUCCAAUCCUCAAACGAGGUGUCCACGCCCGCUUGCCAACCAGCACAAGGCCACAGCGUCAUCCCCGCCGACAGCAUCUACACAGGCUUCAAUGAUCCGCAGCCACCAACCCAUGGCAAGAAACUGAUCGUCGACCUGGACCCGGUGCCCAAAUUCCUCCACAGCCUCGUGAACGGCUGGGCGCCACAGGGCAGUAUGGUUGUCAGCUUCAAGCUGGAGACGGAUCUGUCGCUUCUGAUUUCCAAGUCCGAGCAGGCGCUCAAUCGCUACUCGCAUCACCUCGUCAUUGGUAAUUUGCUUUCGACGCGCAAGUGGGAAGUUGUGUUCGUUUCUCGGGGCCCGGAUGGGAAGAUUUUGGAGCAUUGGUUGCGGAUCCCGAAGGCUGCGGCGCCACAGAGUGGUUCGAAGAGGCUGAGCUGGAAUACAGUCCAACCACGACAACAUGAAUCUGUGACGAAAGGGAAGAAGGACGGCGUAGUUGUGACGACGGCAGAUGCCAAUGCGGGCGAGAUGUUGGAGAUUGAGAGCUUAAUUGUUCCGGAGCUGAAGAAGAAGCAUUCGGCGAUGAUACAGGCAGUUCUUGCAAAGAAGGAGUAGAUGUAUUUGUUUUCCACUGAUAUCGAUGCGUGCAAGCGGUUAUGGGUGUUUUGUAUUUUCAACUAUAUAUAUGUAUACAUAUAUAUAUAUUUGAAUCGUGGCGAAGUUUCGCUACUUUUUGACAGAC